Molecule: messenger RNA, 1062 nt
Organism: Lottia gigantea (owl limpet)
Lineage: Eukaryota; Metazoa; Mollusca; Gastropoda; Lottiidae
Exons: 1
Coding region: 1-1062 (353 amino acids)
Source: RefSeq, a predicted model, not a curated record
AUGAAGUUUCUGAGUGACACUUAUCAAACCUCAGUCAGACCGGACAGAACGGUUAGCAGUCCGACACGUCCCAGUGUUAUGGUCAACAACUUCUUGUCGGAUUCUCCGGAUCAAGUUUACCGAUCUAAAUCCGUUCUGUUCACUCGAUCCUCUGUGGAAGGUUUCUCUCUUGCCAGCACCGACUUGAAACAGAAGGACACAGACAGUGAUUUGAUUCCCUCUCCACGGUCUGACGUCAGUAAAAUUUCCAAACUUCCUCAGGAUGAAUUGGACGAUACCGAGAACAGAAAGAUCACUCGGUCAAUGUCAGUGAAUUCGGAUAUGGAUGACAACGUUUCGAUAAAAACCAGUUGGCAAGUGUUUGCCAAUCAUAUAAAAAAUAUUGACGUUGCCACAGAUUAUGUAACAAGUGUCCAGAAACCGAAUUUUAAAUCAAGUGACAUUUUCCAAAAAGUAAUGGUGGAUCUUUAUGGAAAUCCGGAAUACGGGCAGAAAAUCGGAUACACUCAAUUGAGAGGCAAGGUUGGAAAUAUUUCUGCUAUGACGUCACGAAUGAUGGCCAGAAGGCGCGCGAAAAAAGACGAAGCGUUAUCGCAAGAAGAGGCGGAAUUAGAGCUAUUGCUACAUCCACCGCCGAGUAAAAGGACAUUAGACAAUGCUAAACGUGGUUGGGUGAUCAUCCGACGAUAUGUGCAAGAACAGAUAACCCAGAAAAAAUGUAACGACUCGAAUUUGAAAUGGACGAUGUUGAAUCAAACGUUACGUGCUAUGUCGAACACGGAACGGACCAGGAUGGAUCUGUACCAACGUUACGGCUUACUGCCGAAAUUAAAUAAAGACGGACGGUUUGUGAGAGAGAACAGUAUGUUGAGUGAAAGGGCCAGAGUGUUUUUAAAACAAAAGGAAUCUGAUACCGAAAUGGUUAACUCUCAAUCGAAAGUGAAAAAUCGUGCUAAAAGCAGCUUCUUGCCACGUUGUUUACCGAAUAACUCUCAUGGACUGAGACAAAGCUCUCUAUACUCACGACAAAGGGCCACUUCAUUAGGACAUAAGCCUACUUAA